This is a messenger RNA of Cryptosporidium muris RN66, 255 nucleotides long. Its product is annotated as BolA-like domain-containing protein. Gene Ontology annotation, biological process: intracellular iron ion homeostasis. The transcript has a single exon. Gene Ontology annotation, cellular component: nucleus; cytosol. The record is from RefSeq and is a predicted model, not a curated record. The coding region runs from base 1 to 255 and encodes 84 amino acids. NCBI's taxonomy places the organism in Eukaryota, Apicomplexa, Conoidasida, Eucoccidiorida, Cryptosporidiidae. Gene Ontology annotation, molecular function: 2 iron, 2 sulfur cluster binding.
AUGAACUUAAGUAUGGAAUCUUUAAUAAGUGAAAAGAUAACCAGAUCACUAAAUCCCGAGAAGUUGGAGAUUCUUGAUCUGAGCAAUAGUUGUGGUGCAAUCUUUAAUUUAACAAUAGUAUCCGAUAAAUUUGAAGGCAAGAAACUACUAGAAAGGCACAGACUUGUUAAUUCCUCACUAGGCAACACAUAUAAUCAAAUUCAUGCAUUAUCUAUCAAAUGCUAUACUAUGGGAGAAUAUAAAUCUUUAUCUUAA